Struthio camelus australis is the source of this 381-nucleotide messenger RNA. The record is from RefSeq and is a predicted model, not a curated record. Lineage: Eukaryota; Metazoa; Chordata; Aves; Struthioniformes; Struthionidae.
AUGUUAGUGCUGUCUAACAACACUGCACUGAAUUCACUCCUCUCCAAGCUAUUUCAAGACUACCUGGAGCGGACAAAUAGCUCUGCAUCUUCUCAGGUCCAAAGUGGUGGCGACAGCCUCGAAAUCAUCUAUGUGCUGCUGCUGAUCGGCCUCUUUGGCUUCUUCACGGUGGGAGUCAUGCUGACCAACAUCCGCGCCAGGAAGUUGGAGGACGACCACGACCCCUACAACAUGUAUAUUGCCUCAGACAUCUGGCCCAAAAAGGACAGGGCAUAUUUUCAGGCCAAGCUCAUAGAAAAUUACAAAUUGUGCUGUGUGUUCGAAAACCCACUGACUGUGGAGCAACCAAACACACAGAUUCCUGAGGUGAAGUGCUCCUAG